AUGUUUUCAAAAGAAGAGCCUUGUGAUGUACCUACUGACAGCUUUUGGGAGAUUGAUUCUUAUAAAAGAGUUGUUAAAAGAUCUGAAGAUGGUUUAUUGCUGUGCAAUGAUUUAAUGAAGAUGAUUCAGGAACGUGCUGAAAUUGAAUUAAAGUAUUCUAAUAAAUUGAAAGUUUGGUCCAAAAAAUGGGUUGAAAACAUUGACAAAAGUACUGACUACGGAACAAACAAAUCCGUUUUGAUAAACUCUAUGAACGAAGCAGAGUGUUUGGCAAAUAUUCAUUCUGAAAUGAAGGAUAGUUUACUAGAAGUUGUCAACAAUGUUAAAAAAUGGAGAAACGAAACAUACACUAAAACAAUGGUUGGGGUUUGCAAAGAAGUGAAACAGUUUGAAGAUGAUUUUAAAAAGGCUCAGAAACCGUGGGCUAAACAUAUGAACAAAUUUUUAAAAUACAAGAAAGAAUAUGAAUCGAACGUUAAAAAUGAAAAGAUCCUCAAAAAUUCUUUAGCUCAAUCAACUGACGAGGAUAAAAAAUUAAAUGAAAGAUUAGAAAAAUGUAAAAAAGAAAACGAAAACAUAAUUGAUAAACUGGAAGCAAUACAAAAAGAUUUAGACUCUUACAAACCUAUCUACAUUGCUGAUAUGACGGAGGUCUUUGAAAAGACGCAAGAUUUUGAGGAGAAGCGUCUCAUCAUGUUCAAAAACACUCUUAUUAACAUGCACAAAUGUUUAGAUAUAUCUCAAAAUGACAAGAUACCUAUAAUCUACAUCCGCUGGAGGAAGUCCAUUGAAACGUCUGAUGCCAAAAAGGAUUUAAAAUGGUGGUCUCACAUUUAUGGUCCGGAUAUGAGCAUGAAUUGGCCAAUUAUACCGAGCAAAUAUAAUGUCAAGUUGAAUCCAUUCAUGGAUGAGGACGACGAAGCUCCUGAGAAUAUUUCAACGACACAAUUGCCACCCAAGGACGAAACUCCCUCAAAAAAGAUUUCUUACGAUCCAGAGUUGAAUCCAUUUGAAGAACCAAUGGAAUCGGCAGAUCACAGUUCAAAUGCAUCAAGCAGCGCUAUGGUGAUUGCAGUAUAUGAUUACAUUGCUCAAGAAGCCGACGAAUUGACUUUAACAAAAGGAGAUGUUUUUGAAAAGCUGUCGGAGAAAGAUGAUCAAGGAUGGUGCACGGGCAGCAAAGACGGAAAAAUCGGUUUAUAUCCUGAAAAAUAUGCCAAACCAUUUGAAUCCACGUGA
Messenger RNA from Helobdella robusta, 1239 nucleotides. RefSeq lists its product as hypothetical. Bases 1 to 1239 code for a protein of 412 amino acids. NCBI's taxonomy places the organism in Eukaryota, Metazoa, Annelida, Clitellata, Rhynchobdellida, Glossiphoniidae. Gene Ontology annotation, biological process: cytoskeleton organization; regulation of endocytosis; plasma membrane tubulation. Gene Ontology annotation, molecular function: phospholipid binding; protein binding. The record is from RefSeq and is a predicted model, not a curated record. The transcript has 10 exons. Gene Ontology annotation, cellular component: plasma membrane; endosome; cytoplasm.